AAGAUACGCGUUUUAAACGAAGAUGGAGACUGAGGAGGCCUCUGGGGGUGAAGACUGUCCCUUUUGCGAAAUAGCGAACAACAAGUCUGACACGGAAAUCCUGCUCAGUGACGAUGAGCUGCUGUGUUUUCGCGACAUGAAGCCCGGCGCCGCACAUCAUUACCUCGUUAUUCCCAGGACACACAUCUCCUCUUGUAAAGCUCUUCAGGCUGUGGACAUACCUCUAGUGGAGCGUAUGGUUCAAAUGGGAUGGCGUACGCUGGAGAAGAACAAAGUCAGCGACCUGGAUGAUGUCAGGAUGGGGUUUCAUGUGCCUCCAUUCUCCUCUGUUCCUCACCUUCACCUCCACACUCUGGCUCCAGCUAGUAAGAUGAACUUCAAGUCCCAACUUCACUACGGCCCACAGUCUCACUGGUUCAUCACAGUAGACAAAGUGCUAACUCAGCUGAAGAAUCGGGGCAGGGUCAAUUGAUUCCAUAAAACAAACAGUCCAAAGGUGUCUUCUUUAAUUAAGUAAUUUAUUGUCACUGUGCCUUACUGAGUGCAAUCUUGGAUCGGCUUUCCGUCCAAUUUAUCAUCUAUAUUUUAUUUCUCUUUGAUGUGUGUGCUCCCUCCAUGAGUUAGUGGUGUAGAAAAGUGGUGAAGAGUUUUUUUUAAAUAUUUGUUUUUUUAGUUUGAAGCUGUAAAAACUCGACCUCUAAAGCAGACUGCUCGUGUCAAAAGACAUGUUGUGUAGUUGGACCAUCAGUGAGGGGAGAAUGACUACUUUUGAGAUUACAUAUGAAGACUGAUAACACAUCUUCAUGCAGUUUGAAGAUAUAAAAGAAAUCACUGAAUCAUCCUCGUUUACCUUAUCAAGUCAGUCUUUGUCAGGAAGGAGAAUUACACUUUGCACAUUCAUGUUUUCUUGUUUGUUUACACAUUCAUGUUUACACAUUCAUGUUUACACAUUCAUGUUUUCUUGUUUGUUUACACAUUCAUGUUUUCUUGUUUGUUAAGUAUUGAUGAUCAAAUGAAACGCUGCUCAUACCUUUGAUGUCUUGGAGAUAAACUGGGGCUGGAUUGUCACUUCAUAUGAUGUUAUGUUUAAUACUAAUUUUAAAAACUAAUGAGAUCUUUUUUUAAUCACAUUUCAGAAUAAAUUAAGUCAAUAUUAACUUUUAAAAAAUGUUUUUUUUUUUUUACUUUCCAGAUGUGAAAUGUACAUUUCAAUUGUUAGAAACUAAUCCUUUGGUUGUUGUAUUUACAAUUUUAUGAUGCACUGCAGGAAGAGCUCAUCUGAUCUUAAACGCGACUGAAACGUUAUUUUCCUGUUUGAAAUCUUUGGUUAACAGACUUCACAGAGGUAGUUUUAGGUGUUUGCCGUUUUCUUUUGCUUUUACCUCCCUUUUUUUUGUCAAGUUCGAUCACUAAACGUUGAUGAGCCUCUAAUUAGGUUUGAUGUCAGGACCGUGACAUCAGUUCCUUUCCUGAAAACAUUAAAGCAUGGACUGACCGGUCCUUUUACUGAAUAAAAUAUAUAAAUAAACAGCAAGUUUCAGGUGUA
Labrus bergylta (ballan wrasse) is the source of this 1546-nucleotide messenger RNA. Its product is annotated as adenosine 5'-monophosphoramidase HINT3. NCBI's taxonomy places the organism in Eukaryota, Metazoa, Chordata, Actinopteri, Labriformes, Labridae. Gene Ontology annotation, molecular function: catalytic activity. The record is from RefSeq and is a predicted model, not a curated record.